CUUCAUUGCCACCACCUUUUGCGUAGGACUGGAAAAACCCUCGUUUUUUCCUUCCUCUAUGUCGGUUUCCUAUCUGACAAUUCUUCUGCAACUUCCAUCCAUUGUUUUCACUCAUUCAAUUGUUAUUUAGAGCGUUAGCUAUCUGCUCGUAUUAAGGUGUCUGGACUGAGCUUCGCUGUCAUAUCUAACUCUUUUGACAGCUCGAGAUGGAGAAUUCGGAGGCGAAAGUUGCAUGUGGGAACUCACACGAGAAAGACUAUUUGCAGUGUGUCAGAGUGGCCGUGAAUAUCAGGCCUCUCAUUACUGCAGAGCUUAUGAUGGGAUGUACGGAUUGCAUCAGCGUCGUACCUGGAGAACCACAGGUGCAAAUUGGUUCUCAUGCUUUUACAUUUGACCAUGUUUAUGGGAGUACUGCCUCACCUUCUUCCACUAUUUAUGAUGAUUGUGUUGCUCCAUUGGUUGACGCACUCUUCCAUGGCUAUAAUGCAACAGUUCUUGCUUAUGGACAGACUGGUUCGGGGAAGACUUAUACAAUGGGAACAAAUUACACCGGGGAAGCAAAUAGUGGUGGAAUUAUACCAAAAUUUAUGGAAACUAUAUUCUCCAGUGUGGAGACAAUGAAAGAGAAAAUUGAGUUUCUCAUUAGAGUGUCGUUUAUUGAGAUUUUCAAAGAAGAAGUUUUUGAUUUGCUUGAUCCAAAUCCACCAGCAUUUUCAAAAGUUGAAGGAGCUUCACUUGGAAAGCCUGUUGUGCCUGCAAGAGUCCCUAUACAAAUUAGAGAAACAGCAAGUGGUGGAAUAACACUUGCUGGUGUUACUGAGCCAGAGGUUAGGACAAAGGAAGAGAUGGCAACAUUUUUAUCAAGGGGUUCUCUGUCUCGUGCUACAGGAAGUACCAAUAUGAAUAGCCAGUCAAGUCGCUCUCAUGCCAUCUUCACAAUAACUAUGGAGCAAAAGAAAAUCAGUAGUGCAUUGGUAAUCGAUGAUGAUGUUGGUGACGAUAUUCUUUGCUCAAAGCUUCAUUUAGUGGACCUUGCUGGUUCUGAACGUGCAAAACGAACAGGAGUAGAUGGUUUGCGCUUCAAGGAAGGUAUUCAUAUUAACAAAGGAUUACUGGCUCUUGGCAAUGUGAUAAGUGCUUUGGGCGAUGAAAAAAAGAGGAAGGAAGGAGGACAUGUUCCAUACCGUGAUAGCAAGUUAACACGCUUAUUGCAGGAUUCUCUUGGAGGAAAUAGCAAAACAGUUAUGAUUGCUUGUGUUAGCCCUGCUGAUACAAAUGCUGAGGAAACAUUAAACACCUUGAAGUAUGCCAACCGGGCUCGCAACAUUCAGAAUAAGGCCAUUGUUAAUCGUGACCCAGUGGCUGCUCAGAUGCAAAGGAUGCGGAAUCAAAUUGAACAGUUGCAGACUGAGCUUCUCUAUUUCCGUGGUGAAGGGCGUACACCUUUUGGAGAGCUUGAGGUUCUUAAACAAAAAAUCUCAGUACUUGAAGCAAGAAAAGCAGAACUUCAUCAGGAGCUUCAAGAAUGUCGAAAUACUUGCGAUCAUUUGGCACAGCGUGCUAUUGAUGCUCAGGUUGAAAAGGAUAAAUUGAUCAUGAAAAUUGAAUCAGCUAGAAAUGGAAAAUCUUGGAAUGAGAUUGACUGUGGUGAUAUAAAACAGGAGUGUGAUCUAAUGAAGAGUUAUGUGUCAAAAAUUCAAGAACUGGAAGGGGAGCUGUUGCGCCUGCAGAAUCUGAACAACCGUAGCAGUAGUCGAUUUAUAGAUUGCCUUGACCUAGAAGAUGAUGGGAUGAGAUCUAAAAAUGCCUACCUUGCUAGUCUCCAUGACAUUCCAUCUGUUUGUGAUGGUAAAGCCAUUGAGGUUUCUGAUGAGAUUUAUGAAGUGGAAAAGGUGUUGGAACGUUCUUCUAUUAAGAAUAAAUUAGACAGGGAGCUCCAAGAAUUGGAUAAACGACUUGAACAAAAGGAGGCUGAAAUGAAGCGGUUUGCAAAAGUUGAUACAUCAGUCUUGAAACAACAUUAUGAAAAGAAGGUUCAGGAGUUGGAGCAAGAAAAGAAAGCUUUGAUGAAGGAGAUUGAGGACCUAAAGUUCAACCUUGCAAACAUUUCAUCUACUUCAGAUGAUGGUGCUCAGAAAUUAAAGGAAGAAUAUCUUCAAAAAUUGAACAUUCUUGAAGCACAGGUGUCAGAGUUGAAGAAGAAACAAGAUGCUCAAUCUCAACUCUUGAGACAGAAGCAAAAAAGUGAUGAAGCAGCAAAAAGAUUACAAGAAGAAAUUCAAAGAAUAAAAUCUCAAAAGGUCCAGUUGCAACAUAAAAUCAAGCAAGAAUCUGAGCAGUUCAGGUCAUGGAAGGCAUCACGUGAAAAGGAAGUCCUUCAGCUCAAGAAGGAGGGGAGAAGGAAUGAGUAUGAACUGCAUAAAUUAUUAGCUUUGAAUCAGAGGCAAAGGAUGGUUUUGCAAAGGAAAACUGAAGAAGCUUCUUUGGCCACAAAACGGCUAAAGGAGCUAUUGGAAGCUAGGAAAGCUUCAUCACGUGAAGUAUCUGGUUCUGGAAAUGGCAAUGGUCCUGGAAUUCAGGAGAAGGCAUUGAUGCAAGCAGUUGAACAUGAGCUAGAAGUCACUGUGCGAGUCCACGAAGUCCGUUCAGAAUAUGAGCGACAAAUGGAAGUGAGAGCUGCCAUGGCAAAGGAAGUAGCAAAGCUAAAGGAAGAAGCAGAAUUUCUGAAACAGAAAAAUAUGAGUGACUGCUCUCAGACAAUGUCUCCUGGUGCAAGAAAUUCAAGGAUUUUUGCACUGGAAAAUAUGUUAGCUACUUCUUCUAGCACCCUUGUGUCCAUGGCCUCACAAUUAUCAGAAGCAGAGGAGCGUGAACGUGUCUUUAGUGGAAGAGGCCGUUGGAAUCAAGUACGGUCCAUUGAUGAAGCCAAAAAUGUAAUGAAUCAUCUGUUCAACUUAGCAUCUUCUUCAAGGUGUCAAUUGCGAGAUAAAGAAGUAGACUGUAGAGAGAAGGAUGAUGUAAUACGAGAGUUAAAGGAAAAGGUUGUCAGACUCACUAAUCUGGUUAAACAGUUAGAAGUACAAAAGGCAGAAAUUCUUCAUCAGGAAAAGUUGCAGAAACUGGCAUUGAAGAGCUGCUCAAUGGAUAGUGCGUCCAAUUCUAACACUGGGGAAGGACAUAUUUAUGAUCUACGCAAGGGUCCUAGGAGCUCUAUUAUAUUCAACUGUGGAAGCAACCAUGAGUUGUUGGAGGACAUGGAUACAUCUGAAUCAGAUUGUUCUGAUUUGGCUGAUGAAGAUUGGGAUGAAUCCGAGGCAAUUGACGAUGAAUGGGUAGAGUCAGGUAAGUGGCAGGUGAAGAGGGGUUGUAAAACUAAACCACGAACAAAAGUUAUAGCCAAUUCCUUGGACACCAAUGUUCCAGACAAUUUGAAUUCAGAGACUUCGUGUGCAGAAAGUAUCCCUAAACUGGGACCUCAAUCAGGUGCAUGUUGUUGUAGUAAAAAUUCCUCUUGUAAGACUUUGAAAUGCGAGUGCCGUGCUGUUGGGGCCACAUGUGGGGUUUCUUGUGGCUGUAAAGCAACUAAAUGCGCAAAUAGAGGACCUAUUGAAGUCAAGGAGGAUGAGCCACGCCUGUCAGAGUUGAUUGAAAGUAGUGAGAACCACAUUGGUAGUGAUGAAACUGAGAAGAAUAAGAUUCUUGCCUCUCAUGGUGCAACGCUUCUUCAAGGUGCAUUAGCUGAGAAGCCUGUCAAGGUGAAUGAGGACGGGACCCAGAGGCGACCCCUGUCUGACAUUGGGAACACUAUGCCCAAGCCAAAUGUACCAAAACCGAACAAGAGAAAGAAAAGGCAGAAGUCGUUCAUCCAGCUUGUUCCAGUAGUUCAGCCUUCAAACCAAUCAGAAAAUACUGAAGCCCCAACAAGGCUAGAAACCAGUGCAGUUGAGUCAGAUGUUCCUUUGAAGUUACCAAGGGCAAUGAGAUCUACAGCCAUGAGUAAUAAUAAUCCCUUGAAGGAGAGGAAUUCUGAUCAUGUAGAUGAAUCCAUUGUCAACAAGGAGGUCGGAACUGUUGGCUCAAGAAGUCCUCGACAGGCAGGAACUUUGGAAGAGAAAGAAAACAAUGUUAUCUGAUUUAUAAUAAUUCUUGUUUCUGGUUGGUGAAAAUCAAUCACUGCCAAGGCUAUUGGGUCAACAACCGGAACCUGGUUGUCAUCGGGUUUCUGAUAGAGCCUUAAGUUGCUGUAGAGCAGUGAGGAAUGUUUUUCUUUUCUCUUGGGAGGUGGGAGGGAGUAAUGGGCGUAGGUUGAUCAAUGUUCUCUUUUUGAUCAGUCUUGGCUGAUUCAGAAGAAGUGGAACAAUUAAAUCCAGUUGUAAGCUGUAAACUAAUAUUAAUAUUUCUUUUUAUUCUUUA
Molecule: messenger RNA, 4413 nt
Organism: Nelumbo nucifera (sacred lotus)
Lineage: Eukaryota; Viridiplantae; Streptophyta; Magnoliopsida; Proteales; Nelumbonaceae
Product: kinesin-like protein KIN-4C
Biological process (GO): microtubule-based movement; mitotic spindle organization; spindle elongation
Cellular component (GO): microtubule associated complex
Molecular function (GO): microtubule binding; microtubule motor activity; ATP binding
Source: RefSeq, a predicted model, not a curated record